AUGAGUUCCGAAGUCCCAGGAGUAGAGCAUAGAGAUCCACAGUAUUUUAGCUAUUAUGCUAUGCUUCAGCAUCAGCAAAACAUGCUUCAAGAUACCGUUCGUACUUCAACUUAUCGUUCAGCCAUCUUAUUGAACGGACCUAAAUGUUUCAAAGAUAAGAAAGUAUUGGACGUUGGAGCUGGUUCGGGUAUAUUGUCUUAUUUUGCUGUACAAGCUGGGGCAGAGAAAGUGUAUGCUGUUGAGGCUUCAGCUAUGGCCAGUAAAAUGAAAAAACUCGUUUCUGCUGCUUCAGAGGAAGGCAAAAAUGAGUUCUUGAAGGAUAAAGUUGAAGUUGUGAAUGCCAAGAUAGAAACUCCUGAUUUGCCUAUCCCCAAGGUUGACACAAUCAUUUCUGAGCCUAUCGGUGUUCUCUUAUUCCACGAAAGAAUGCUGGAAAGUUAUAUUUAUGCAAGAGAUCAUUAUCUCAAACCAGGGGGCGCAUUACUUCCUUCAAAGGGCAAUAUAUUUCUUGCGCCAUUUACUGAUGCGGUCUUGUGGAGUGAAACAAUGGGAAAGGCUCGUUUCUGGGAGCAGCAGUCAUUUUAUGGAAUCGAUCUAAGUGCAUUGUACAAAGACGCUCGUGAUGAAAUGUUUGGAAUGCCUGUCGUUGGUCACUUUGACCCUCGCAGCUUGAUCACUACUCCCACCGUCUUUGAUACCUUCCCAGUCGAUUUUUCCACUGUCACGCUCAAGGAACUGCAGGACAUCACCAUGCCAUUUACCUGGAGAGCACAAUACACUGGAUUGAUGCAUGGUAUUGCCGGGUGGUUUGACCUUGUGUUUGCCCCACCUCCCUAUGACCAGCCAGAAGAUACCGACUCUGGUACCACCGUUGAAAUGUCAACAGGCCCUGCAGCUGAACGAACACAUUGGCAACAAGUCCGCUUUUUAUUCAAGGAACCAUUGGCUGUGAAUGCCGGUCAAAAUAUUCGUGGAUGGAUGCGUUGUAUUGUCAAUGAUAUGCGCAGCUACACAAUAUAUGUUGAAGUGACCACUUUGGACUCACAACCUCUAAGUGAUCCAGCGGUUGCAGACAAAGACAGUGAAUUCAACGAACCCUUGAAUGACGCGCCUUUGUUGCGUCGUGGUAUUUGGGAACUUCAUGAACAGACUUACAACUAUUCAUAUACGCCUGGCGUGAUGCCUGAUCAUUUGCCCGAAUACUCUUGCCUUUAUAAGCCUGAAUCACAGUUGGAUGCACAAGUGUAUACGCAAGAUAUAAACAUUGAAUCAAUGAAUGUCAUGGAUGAUUAUGAAGAUUUUGUAAAUUAA
Molecule: messenger RNA, 1311 nt
Organism: Rhizopus microsporus ATCC 52813
Lineage: Eukaryota; Fungi; Mucoromycota; Mucoromycetes; Mucorales; Rhizopodaceae
Product: S-adenosyl-L-methionine-dependent methyltransferase
Exons: 5
Coding region: 1-1311 (436 amino acids)
Biological process (GO): peptidyl-arginine methylation
Molecular function (GO): protein-arginine N-methyltransferase activity
Source: RefSeq, a predicted model, not a curated record